Molecule: messenger RNA, 360 nt
Organism: Morchella importuna
Lineage: Eukaryota; Fungi; Ascomycota; Pezizomycetes; Pezizales; Morchellaceae
Exons: 7
Coding region: 1-360 (119 amino acids)
Source: RefSeq, a predicted model, not a curated record
AUGUAUCUAUUGCGUGGAAAGAUCUAUGAGGCGUACGUCUCUGAAAUCUGUGCUUGUAUGAAAGAGUCCCUUACAACGAGCGAGCGAGCUCGCCAUUUCGCCAAAGUAAGGAACGCAAACAAAGAAAUACGAAACGAACAUUCCGAAGUAACCGCAUAUUUACCUACACAUAAUGAAUCAUUGGUUAUCGAUUUGCCACCGAGAUAUCAUCGAACCCGAGAAGUGUACUUGGCUUUAGGCAGCAAUAUUAUCUCUUUGGAAGACUGCCUUCCUCGCGUUCUCUCCGAUCGUUCACCAGAUUCCCGACUCUAUCCCUUUAAUAAUGGGGAAAUGGGACUAGCUAGCGAGAUCUUCCCCUGA